AAAACAAAUGAAUAAAAAAAAAAAAGAAACUUCACGUGGCACAAACAAUGUCGUUGUUGUGCGCUUCUACCUCUUCCUCUCAUCACCUCGUCGCCAUUCCUCCGACAACCACUCGGAGACUCACCGUAAACCACUCUAUCCGUCAUCGCCUGAGCAUGUCACUCGACAACAACAAAAACAAUUCUAAUAUUAACUCCUCUUCCCUACUAAGUACCGUAACCAACCUUCUAUGGGGCCGGUCCCUCCCUCCAGGACUUGUCGUAACCACCGUACGCACCGCAUGGAACUCCACGUGGCAUCUCAUGAUGUCUCAGCUCGCUCCCUCUGACCCCACCGGCGGAUACUCCAGACCCGCUUCUAAAUUCCGAUUCUCUGGUCCUCCUUCACCGAAUGGCCUCCAUCUCUACGUCGGCCUGCCAUGCCCGUGGGCCCACCGUACUCUCAUAGUACGUGCACUCAAAGGAUUAGAAGACGCUGUGCCGGUGUCAGUUGCGUCUCCAGGCAACGACGGGUCGUGGGAAUUCAAACGGGUCGGUGUGAAUACGGGUCGGGUAAUCAAUCCGAGUUUGGAUAAAGCAAAUGGUUGCAAGACUUUGAAGGAAGUUUAUAGGCUUCGAAGUGGUGGGUAUGAUGGAAGAUCAACAGUGCCAAUGUUGUGGAACAAAGACUCCAAAGAUGUUAUCUGUAAUGAAAGUUAUGAUAUAAUUCAAAUUUUCAAUUCUGGGUUAAAUGGGUUGGCUCGUAACCCGGAGUUGGAUCUUUCACCACCUCAAUUAAAGGAUAAGAUUGAAGAAUGGUAUCAAGUGAUAUAUCCAAAUGUGAACAAUGGUGUUUAUAGGUGUGGAUUUGCGCAGAGCCAAGAAGCAUACGAUAGAGCAGUGAACGAGUUGUUUAGUACACUAGAUGAGUUGGAGAAUCACUUGUCGAAUUCGCGCUACUUGUGUGGAGACAAGCUAACACUUGUUGAUAUAUGUUUGUUUACUACUUUGAUUCGGUUUGAUAUUGCUUACAAUGUUCUGUUUAAAUGCACCAAGAAGAAGUUGUAUGAGUAUACCAAUCUACAUGCCUACAUGCGUGACAUUUAUCAGAUUCCCAAAGUCGCAGAUACUUGUAAUUUUCAAGAAAUUAUGGAUGGUUACUACAAAACACUUUUUCCUCUCAAUCCAGGGAGCAUUAGACCAAUCAUGCCUUCAACUUCAGAGCAUGAAAUUCUUUUCAGGCCUCAUGGCAGGGAAUCCCUAUCUUCACCAUCUAAACCAGUGUUUGUCAAAUAGUGAACUAUUAUCUUUCAUACUAUAGUUCUGUGCUGAUGUAAGAGUGUAAUAGAAAUAAUGCAAGUAUACAGCAUACUUUUACUCAGAUUAACAAUUUUCACUUGGGGGGUUUUAUCCAUUUGUACAUUAGCACCAAGCUUUGCAGCUUCUGUAACUCAACCAAUAUUUCUUCUCUAGUUCUCCCAAUCACAGCUCAAAUCAGAUGAUGCUUCCAACGAUAA
This is a messenger RNA of Trifolium pratense (red clover), 1495 nucleotides long. Its product is annotated as glutathionyl-hydroquinone reductase YqjG. Bases 48 to 1274 code for a protein of 408 amino acids. The transcript has 3 exons. NCBI's taxonomy places the organism in Eukaryota, Viridiplantae, Streptophyta, Magnoliopsida, Fabales, Fabaceae. Gene Ontology annotation, molecular function: glutathione transferase activity. The record is from RefSeq and is a predicted model, not a curated record. Gene Ontology annotation, cellular component: cytoplasm.